Molecule: messenger RNA, 2536 nt
Organism: Drosophila willistoni
Lineage: Eukaryota; Metazoa; Arthropoda; Insecta; Diptera; Drosophilidae
Gene: prt
Product: synaptic vesicular amine transporter
Exons: 6
Coding region: 324-2132 (602 amino acids)
Biological process (GO): transmembrane transport; aminergic neurotransmitter loading into synaptic vesicle
Cellular component (GO): terminal bouton; synaptic vesicle membrane
Molecular function (GO): serotonin:sodium:chloride symporter activity
Source: RefSeq, a predicted model, not a curated record
AAUACAACGGCAACUUGUCGCAGCCUUUCAAUAUUGGCACAUACGUCGUUGUAGCAGCACCGCCACCUGUUGCUCCUCAGCCACAUAGAGCUCUGUUUUUCGAGUUCUCGUCUUCCUCUGUGAGUGUGUGUGUGUGUGUGUGUGUGCGUGUGUUGGUGGACAUAUGUGUCGCUUUUGCUUAUACAUAUAUUAUAGCAUAAUUUGUGGCGCGAAAAAAUAUUGAAUCAAACAAAAGACUAGUUAAACAAGCCAUAUGGCAAACUAAAUUUAUCGUGCGGGAGUGUCUAAGCAGGCUUUAAAUUAGUUUAUUGUCUGCGUGUGCCAUGUCGGAGAAAUCAACAUACAAUCGUGGGCAUACUGAAGGCCUGAAGACUGAAGCAGCUGCUCAACUAAAUAGUUCUGGUUGCUCCACAUCUCCCGCCCAUACAAACGGAAAUCGGUGUUUAAUUGCACUGAUUGUAUAUUUGGCCCUACUUCUGGAUAAUGUUCUACUGACCGUAAUCGUGCCCAUAUUGCCCGACUAUUUGGCCAAUCUGGAUAUAGAGCAACAGCAUCGGCAGGACCAGCUUCAUCGCCUCUCGCCCAUGUUAAUCAGUUUAGACACUAAUGGAGUCUCCAAGCCACCGUUAAUAUAUCGCCAUGGAGAGCACUUUGUGGCCAAACAUCCCAUUCCUGGUAAAUCGAUGGUUAAUUUCAAUCCAUUGCAAGUCCCUUCAAACGAUGCGACCACAACCACGCCCACGAACACGGCUAUGCCCAUGCCUGUGCCUAUGCCCACAGUAUUGAUGGGCAGCAUUGAAAAUCAGUCGGGUGGCAGUAAUGUGUCCAAAGGCCUGGCAAAGUCUGUUGAUAACCGCAAUGACAACAGCAACAGCAACAACAACAACAACAACGGCAACGGCAAUAUAAGCAGCAAUAACACAUUGGCCUUGACGCAAGAGAAUGGCUCCAUUGGACUGCUGCUGGCCAUGAAGGCACUGGUACAAUUAAUUUUCAAUCCCAUCGUUGGCAAUGCGUCCAACAAGUUUGGUUACCGCCUACCCAUUGUGGUCGGUACCUUUUUCCUGUUGGUCUCCUCGCUGGUCUUCACAGUUGGCGAAUCAUAUUGGUCAUUGCUAUUGGCUCGAGCCGUUCAGGGCGUGGGAUCUGCCUGCGUUAAUAUUUGUGGCAUGAGCUUGGUGGCCCAACACUAUCCUGAAGAUGAUCGACGCUCUAAGGUGAUGGGCAUUAUUUUGGGCAGCAUCGCUUUAGGUGUAUUGCUCGGUUAUCCUUUCGGUGGCAUCCUUUACGAUUUAGCUGGCAAACCUGCUCCGUUUAUUAUACUCUCUGCAUUCAUCUUUUUGAAUUUGGGCCUACAAUUGUUCACAAUGGAUUUGACCGUGCAGCCUGAGGUGGAAUUGGAGUUGGAACAAAAGGCACCCAAAUGGCGCCCGUUGCUAGAAUGUAAAAUGAUUCUGGCCAUUGUUGUGGCGAUUUGGUUCUCCACAUCAACAAUGGCCAUAUUGGAACCGUGUCUGCCCAUUUGGUUAAUUCAAUAUCUCAAGCCGAACAAGUGGCAGCUGGGAACAGUUUUCAUUCCAGACUCUUUGGGCUAUUUUGUGGGUACGAAUUUCUUUGGCACCAUUGCCUAUCGCUUUGGCCAGGUGAAAGUAUCCUGCAUUAGUCUAAUUCUGGUAGGCGUUGCAUCUAUAUUGAUACCCAGUGCCACAACACUGGCACAGCUUCUGUUGCCCCAUUUUGCAUUGGGAUUGGGCAUAGGAAUAAUUGAUGCUGCUUUAGUUCCACUGCUGGCUAGCUUUGUAGAUGCCACUCUAAGCAAGGAGGAAGCCUCUAAUGAUUCUUCAAAAACCAUAUCCAGCUAUGGCACUGUCUAUGCCAUCCAACAGACUUCCGUUAGUCUGGCUUAUUGUCUGGCUCCUUUGAUUGGCGGUGAACUGGCUCAGAAUUUUGGUUUUGCUUGGCUUAUGCGUAUUGUGGGCAUCUUUAACUUGGCCUAUGGCCCAAUGUUGGUCUAUCUUCAUCACAAAUACGACCCCAAGACGCAACGUGACCAGAGCCAAGAUAUAUUGCUUCAAACCAGUGGUCGUGGGUCACGAUAUAAUCAAUUUUAUAAUUCAAUGGAUAUGGAAUAAAUAAUUAAUAUUUUUACUAUAAGAAAUCCUAAGCUAAAGCAAUAUCUUUAAAAAUUAUAGAUAAAGGAUAUUAUUAUCAUUUACCCGAAACUUCAACGUCAUCCUAAUACAUAUUGAAUAACCCGUCCGUUUGAUAAAUAUUAUUUUUAAAGAAUUUAAUUAAUUAAUUGCUAGCAUCUUUGGCACUUUCUAGGAAAUAGGUAUCACUGUAAUCUAUUUAAUCUGUGUAAAAUACCGAAUAUGCAUUUAUUUCCUUUCUUCUCAAUAAAAAUAAACGAUAAAUUCGAUAUGUUGAAUUGUAAGAUUUUAGAUUUUUAAGUAUGCCUUGAUUUUUGUUUUGUCGGCAACAUGCUAUAUCUCAGUCUAUGGAAUAUUCAUUCCAAUUCUUGACUCCGUUCGGCAAA